CGCGCGUAUGUGUGUGUCCGUCCGCGGGGGGCGGAGAACGCUCCGCGGUGGGGCGCGAGUGGACGCGGAGCUCGGGCGGCGGGAGGGGGCCCGCGGAGGCCGGGGGGGGGGGGGGGGCGGCGGCGGCCGAGCGGCGGGUAGCGAGGAGGGGGGGAGUGGAGUGAAGGCGAGAUGAGCGCUAGGCUCCCCCUGGGCACAGAGCCGCCCUCAACAGCCGCCGCUUGUGAAUGAACUGAGGCAAGGCCGCCCGCCGGGUGCCCCCCUCCCCUUCUCCUUCCCCUCCUUCCCCUUCUCCCCCGGCUUGCCCGCCCGUCGGCGCCCCACCGGGGCCGUCCCCGCCUGCCCCCGGCUUCCGUGCCCCCACGCACCUUCGGGAGCGCGGCCCUGCCCGCCGCAGCCGGCGCCGUCCACCGCGGCCGGGAGAACUGAAGGAAGGCCAUCAUGGGAGCAUUUUUAGACAAGCCAAAGAUGGAGAAGCAUAAUGCCCAGGGACAAGGGAAUGGGCUUCGUUACGGUCUAAGUAGUAUGCAAGGCUGGCGAGUUGAAAUGGAGGAUGCACAUACAGCUGUGAUUGGUUUGCCAAAUGGACUUGAUGGAUGGUCAUUUUUUGCUGUAUAUGAUGGGCACGCUGGAUCACAGGUUGCCAAGUACUGCUGUGAGCAUUUAUUAGAUCACAUCACAAGCAACCAGGAUUUUAAAGGGCCAGAUGGGCCUCCAUCUGUGGAAAGUGUAAAGAGCGGCAUCAGAACAGGUUUUCUGCAAAUUGAUGAACACAUGAGAGUCAUCUCUGAGAAGAAACAUGGUGCAGACAGAAGUGGGUCAACAGCUGUGGGUGUCAUGAUUUCUCCCCAACAUACAUACUUCAUCAACUGUGGAGACUCGAGAGGUUUGCUCUGUAGAAACAGGAAGGUUCACUUCUUCACGCAGGAUCACAAACCAAGUAAUCCACUGGAGAAAGAGCGUAUACAGAAUGCAGGUGGCUCUGUAAUGAUUCAGCGUGUGAACGGCUCUCUUGCAGUUUCAAGGGCACUUGGGGACUUUGAUUACAAGUGUGUCCAUGGGAAAGGUCCUACAGAACAGCUAGUCUCACCUGAGCCUGAAGUUUAUGAAAUUGAGAGAUCAGAAGAAGAUGAUCAGUUCAUCAUACUGGCUUGCGAUGGUAUCUGGGAUGUUAUGGGAAAUGAAGAGCUGUGUGACUUUGUAAGAUCCAGACUUGAAGUCACUGAUGACCUUGAGAAAGUUUGCAAUGAGAUAGUUGACACCUGCUUGUACAAGGGAAGUCGAGACAACAUGAGUGUGAUAUUGAUCUGUUUUCCGAAUGCACCAAAGGUAUCACCAGAGGCGGUGAAAAGAGAGGCAGAGUUGGACAAGUACCUGGAAAGCAGAGUAGAAGAGAUCAUAAAGAAGCAGGGUGAAGGAGUCCCAGACUUAGUCCACGUGAUGCGUACAUUAGCCACUGAGAGCAUCCCAAACCUCCCGCCAGGGGGUGAAUUGGCAAGCAAACGGAGUGUGAUUGAAGCCGUUUAUAAUAGACUGAACCCCUACAGGAAUGAUGAUACUUCUGGAUUAUGCAGAAAUUUCUGUAAAUAUGGGCACUCCAGACUUUAAAGGGUUCCUUCUUUUUUCUUUAAGGAUUCUGCCUCAACUGAUGAUAUGUGGUAAAACUGCUCAUCUAGCUGUGGAAAUCACGUUUCAUCCUUCAAAUGAAAGUGCACCCCAACCUCAGUGACCCUUCUUAACAUCCAUCCUCAACCUUGGUUAAAGAAGGGAAUAUGAUGUGUUGGUGAGAGGACUACAGCAGUGCGACAUCUAGCCCAGGAACUGAUCUUUUUUGUAAAACAGACUUCUGUAAACGUGAUUUCAAACCGUAAUUAAUGUUGUAAAUCAGACUCCAGCAAUUUAUGUUGUAUGAUUUUGUUUUUUGUAAAGUGCAAUUGUCUUGUACAAAAUGCUCAUAUUUAAUUAUGAACUGCUUUAAAUCACUAUAAAGGUUAGAAGAAAUGUUUGGCUUGUGUGAUGCAACAAUAUAUAUCCCUUUAAUUCAUGUUGUGGUUUUCGAUUGCAAGGAGCAGCAGCCUGGCCAGCUAGGUGUUCAAGAGGUGCUCAAAACUAUAAAGACAACUUUUUGUUUUAUAUGAAAGCUGUCUUGUGGGCAACUUAUGAGAAACUGCAGUGUGUGAAUUUGCUUGGCGAUGGAAACGUAACUAAGAGUAGUGAACAUUCUUCAGCAAACAUGAAUCCAUUCUUGGAUGCAUUCCUGCUCUCACAUUGAGUUAAAGGGAGUUCUGAUUUUGACUUCAGUGGGAGUUAAAUCAUGCCCCAUUAAUAGUAUCGUGUUACAUACCUACCUUGGGAUUAGAAUGCCUUGAUUCUCUGCACCUCUUUUUUCAUUAACCCUUACCUGAAACUACUAAUCACUGAGCAUGAACAGGCAGCUUUCUACACACAGUAGGAGUCUGCAGCAUUUUUACAAUCCUGAUUGGCUGGGUCUGUUGCUGUUCCAAGUAAAAUAACUUUGAAUUCCAUUUUAUCAAUAAAGCUUGAUUUAACAAACAAGAAAUUUAUCCAUAAAUGUGUAAUUCCUUUUUUCCUGCCUUUUAAAAUGUCAGUGCCAUUGUAGAUGAUAUUUUACUUGUGGAAGAAUAUUUUUAUUAAUUGGUAGCCCAUUUUUAAAAUGGGAAGGAUUUUGAUUAUUGCCCAAGACAUAGCCAUAUGCUAAAGGAUGAUGUGGGAUUAAUCCAUUACCCUAUUUUUUAAAAGUGUGGGGGUUUUCAGGCUUUUUGGUGGUUUAUUUGGUUUUUUUUUUCCCCACUGAAGGUGUGCAUUGGUUUGAAUUUGCCUACUGUUUGAUAAAAACACAUUUGUCAAAGCCUGACAAUCUUUAACAUUUUAUGGUGUGUGUUUUUAAUUGACCCACUUAGAAUGAGAGACUAGUGGUUAAACAGUACUUGUGAUUUGAGAUAUAGCAUGUUGACAAUAUUUAACUGUUCGUUGUUUAAAAUUCUAAUUUAAAAUUUUAUAAGAUAAUAAACUAAUUUGAUUUAAGCUUAGCUUUUUCCCAUUAAGCAUACAAAAACUAAGUUUUUGAGUCAGUCGUGUUUGCAAAACUGCUGUUUCGUGCACCUUGUAUUGUCUUUUUGGUUGAGAAUAUUGUAUUUAGUAUGUAGUUUACUCAUUUAGUAGGCAGAUUCCCAAAAAGGAAAAUCAGUAAAACAAGUAGAUUGUAACAUUUACUGCAGUUAAACAGAAUCAGAACUUGGUGUAUAAUUACUUUUUUGAUAGGAAAAUGUAGUACAAUGCAUUUUGCUAUAUUUGUCUUUCCCUAACUUUGAAAUAUACAUAUUUGUAUAUAUAGCCUUAAAACUAAUGCAGAGUUAGGGAACAACUGAACAGUGAAAAAGUAACUUACAGUGUCUUGGAACUAAGUAUAGUAUAUACCAGCAAACUUUUCUUUUAUCCCUCUUGUCUAUGUGGGGUGCUUAAACGUAACUUCAUUGUAUUCAGUUUGUAAUCUGUUCAAGCAUGAAUGAAGAAAACAUGAGCACUAUUUGUAUUUAUAAAUUUAUAGCAUUUUUUGCUUAAAGAACCAGUUCCUUACCUACCUAUGAAUAAAUGCUUAAAAUGUCUAA
Pezoporus occidentalis (night parrot) is the source of this 3629-nucleotide messenger RNA. RefSeq names its product protein phosphatase, Mg2+/Mn2+ dependent 1A (gene PPM1A). The record is from RefSeq and is a predicted model, not a curated record. Gene Ontology annotation, cellular component: cytosol; nucleus. The transcript has 6 exons. The coding region runs from base 442 to 1608 and encodes 388 amino acids. NCBI's taxonomy places the organism in Eukaryota, Metazoa, Chordata, Aves, Psittaciformes, Psittacidae. Gene Ontology annotation, biological process: positive regulation of canonical Wnt signaling pathway; peptidyl-threonine dephosphorylation; positive regulation of canonical NF-kappaB signal transduction. Gene Ontology annotation, molecular function: magnesium ion binding; manganese ion binding; protein serine/threonine phosphatase activity.